Messenger RNA from Lethenteron reissneri (Far Eastern brook lamprey), 8089 nucleotides. Its product is annotated as protein shisa-4-like. Lineage: Eukaryota; Metazoa; Chordata; Hyperoartia; Petromyzontiformes; Petromyzontidae. The record is from RefSeq and is a predicted model, not a curated record.
UAGCGGAGGAGACGCGGGGAGAGUGGAGAGAGGAGAGUCCAGGGGAGAGUGGAGAGAGAGCGAGGAGAGAGAGAGUCCAGGGGAGAGUGGAGAGUGCAGGGGGGAGUGGAGAGAGAGUGCAGUGGAGAGUGGAGGGGAGAGUGCAGUGGAGAGUCGAGGGGAGCGAGGAGAGAGUGGAGAGAGAGCGAGGAGAGAGAGUCCAGGGGAGAGUCGAGAGUGGAGAGAGUGCAGGGGAGAGUCGAGUGAAGCGUCGAGAGAGAGCGUGGAGAGAGUCGAGAGAGAGCGAGGAGGGAUAGAGAGUAGAGGAGAGUAGAUAGAUUGGCGGGGAGAGAGCGAGGAGAGAGAUAAUCCAGGGGAGAGAGCGAGGAGAGAGUCCAGGGGAGAGUGGAGAGAGAGUAGAGGAGAGAUAUUGGCGGUGAGAGUGCGAGAGAGGGGCGAGGGAGGCGGCACGCUUACGGGAGGAGCAGGCGAGGCGAGCUCUGAGUCGGGAGAAGACUCUGGGGGUGGUGGUGGUGGUGGCUGUGUGGGUAGGAGGGAGACGAGAGGCCUCUAGCAGCGGCGGCGGCAGGAGAUAGGCGGGGAGAGGCGCACGGGGGUUGUGGUGGUGGUGGUAGUGGAUAGUGGUGCUGGUAGUGGUGGUGGUGGUAGUGGUGGGUGGUAGUAGACGGUAGUGGUGGUGGUAGUGGUGGGUGGUCGUGGUGGUAGUGCUGGUAGUGGUGGUGGUAGUGGUGGGUGGUCGUGGUGGUGGUGGGUGGUAGUGGUGGUAGUAGUGGGUAGUGGUGCUGGUAGUAGUGGUGGUGGGUGGUGGUGUUCUCGUCGGAAUAUUCGGGAGAGGCGGCGGGGGGAGGAGGGGGAGACGCCGCGUGGACGCGAUGCCGGCACCGCCGCCGCUUCUCGUCUUCGCCCUGCUCUGCUUUGUGGCCGCCCACGGCGAAGUCUCCGCAGACCGCGAGUGCCUGGGCUACUCGGACAAGAAUGGAACAUUCCACCGUGGCAUCAACUGCAUCUUCCCCGAGUCGUGCUGCGGCAGCUGCUACCAGCGCUCGUGCUGCUCCGUGUCCAGCCAGCGCAUCUCCGAGCGCAUGCAGAAGCACUGCACCUACUUCGCCGUGAACCCCGGAACGGUCGCCGGGAUCGCGUCUAGCAUCUUCGUCUUCCUCGUCAUCGUCAUCACCGCCAUCUGCUGCUUCAUGUGCUCCUGCUGCUUCAUCCGACGCUGGCGUCAGGGAAACCUCCGCUCCUACACCACCGCUGAGCACAUGCAGCUCAACAUGCAGCCGGGACCCGGACAGAGCGCCUACCCCCAGCAGCCCCCGAUGGGGCCCCCACCGGCCCAGCCGUACCCCGCCUACCCAAUGGGGCCCGUCUACCCCGCAGGGCCCGGUUACCCCCAGGGGCCCGGUUACCCCCAGGGGCCCGGGUACCCCCAGGGGCCCGGGUACCCCCAGCAGGGGCCUACUUACAACCCCCAGGGGCCCCCGUACCAGCCGUACCCCAUGGCGCCGCCCUCCUACGACUCGGCCAUGGCUCCUCAGCCACCAUACCCGGUGCACCCCACCUACCACCAGGGCUACGCGUCAGCGCCCGACAAAGCCAUGUGAAGCUCAUCGCCCGGCCGCUCGCUCGCCCGCCCGCCUGGCAACCUGUGAACCCACCUGCUAGCCCACACGCCUGCUGGCUCGCUCGCUCGCACACGGCUCACACAGUCCAACCAUGCCCACCAAACACGCAAGCUCAUCGCUCGUGGUUUCAUUUAUUUAUCUUGACCCCCCCCCCCCCACACACCGCUCCUUAUCGUGGUGGUUCGCAUCACCGCGCCGCCAAUUGCCACCCGCGCACAGGGUUCGGGGGUUAGCGACCGGAUCGGCAUGAGAGCUCGUGACCGUCUUGUGUUGGGAUUAAUUUCUUCACUGAGUAUUCUCCGGGUCGCUGGUAUAGACGGGCGCUGAUAUCAUGUGCCGAGUAGUAGUGAUAGCCAUAGUGAGGCAUACUGGAUGCGGUGUCCCGGCUGUGGAAAUAUUUUCUUGGUCACCAACCCACACAGACCCGGCCGACUAAGCCCCUGGUCAUAGUUCACAGCCGACCCCCACCCACCACAAUGCCAGCCCGGUCGUAACGUUUCCACGGCAUGGGUCGCCGCUGUCAACCGGGGCUAGUCCUUCCCACCAAUCGUGGCUGUCUCUAUUUCGCCGAGCGACCUGCACACCGCUUGUGGUAUUAAAAUGAAAGUUGAGUUGUUUUGGAAUUUCACUUUGCGGGCGUCUUGAACGCCUCCCUCUCCACCACGCCGGUCGUUCCUCCGGGUGGCCGAGCAUCGGCACCGAGUGCCCGUGAGGUUUCUCGGGAGGGGGCAGGUGUUGCGUCGUGUUCUUGCGGCUCCGACCCACGCCUCGCUGGGCUCUGGGCGGACCUGUACGUUGUUUGCCCUUGAAUGUAUUGCAUGCGUGUAGGGGUUUUGUUGAUCGACUUGGUGAUGCAUUUUUUGUGCCAGCGUUGAUUUCCCUAGCGGGAUCGGUGGUGAUGUCAUAUUCGUCACGCGUAUUUGUUUUUACCUUAGUUGACGAUUACCAGAUGCCUGCCGAGUCGGAGGCGGCUUUAGAAACUUCCCAAACAUUGGGAGGGGCGGCAGUCCGUGCGUUCUCAGAAUGCCGAGCAUUUUUUAUAAAAUAUGGCCCAACAAAGGUAAAGUAACACAUUAAAUACAACAAUUUCUGAUAUCAAUAAAUUACAACUCUUUGGGGUCUCACGGAGGGGGCAAUCACCCCCCCCCCCCCACUGGUUUUGUCACGGCUUGCGAGCGGAGGAAAUAUUUGCGGAGCGUGGCAAUGGCCAAGUCUACGCCCUCCUAGAGCCGCCAGUGUGCGCCUCCUGCCGCUCCUCCCGCUGCUGCUGCUGCAGCUGCUGUAGCUGGUGCAGCUGCUGCUGCAGCUGGUGCAGCUGCAGCAGCUGGUGCAGUGGUGGUGGCGGCAGUGGCGCACCGCCGGGAGAGGAAACCAGCGAGGGUGCAGACGCAGGCGAAGACCGUCGCCUUGUCAGUCAGAGCGUGCCAAGUGCGCCGAGGACGAACCGGCAUGGUUAGUUGGCUGUGUCUAUAUUUAAAGGUUUAUCGUGUUUGGCAUUUGGCUGACCUGAUGAUAUUAUUUAGUUUUUAAAUGUGAGGGUGAGGGGCGACAAACACUAAAUGGCUGCUCUAGUCAGCCAGACACCCGAGAAGGACGACUCGUGGACGAACUUGACUCUUAAACUCCACAGCCUGUCGACGGCCAGACUGGAAUUCCCUGCCAUCGUCUAUUUUUCCAGCAUGUGGAGCGAAACGUCGGACGACGCGCCGGGCCAAACAACGCGCAGUGCAACCUAAUGCAUGAGGGGGGGGGGGGGGGGGGGGGGGCGGAAAGCGAUCCAUGUUGGGAUGUACCUGGACCUGCCCAUAGUACUGCUGAUGGUUUUUUACGAACAUUCAUUAUAUUGAACGCGAUAUACAUUGCGGAGGUAUCUAUUUUUGGAGUUGUAAUGCAUGUCGUACAUCGUGCAAGAUCGUGGGAGAUGCCAGCAGCUUUGUGAGGCCUUCAUCCAGCAGUGGACUGACCAUGGCUGAUGAUGAAUGCAAAUCUUGGUUGGCUAUGGCCAGGCCGUCGAUCGCCCGGCCGAAGAAAGGAGGUUCAGACCAGCACGCUGUUCAGCCCAUCAUCGUGUCCCGGUGGUCGCUAAACUUGUACUACUUUGCAGGAAUUCGACUGGCUCGGGAUCGCGAGUGGACGUGAGCGCUGCUCCAAACUUAGCAGGGGACGUCUGUGGUGCUCUUGAUAACUCACGGCGGCGUCUCAUGGCCCCAGAGUAGCGGAGGCGCUUUUGUUGAGAGUGACGAUGCGGGCUAAGUGGGGAUCUGCUGAACGUGAUUGUGCCUCUUGUGGGGCCGAUCCGUCGGGGAGGAUGCAACGACAAGGCAGAAACGACCUGCGCACGCAUGGAUCCUGUGGUGCUCUGCGAUGUGCUUAAGAAGUAUCUUCCUGUGCGCAAGCCGACGGGCAGCUGUCGUCACAGAGAUGCGUUUGCGUACUUGUAAAUGGUUAAUAUUUCUUUGGUUUGAGUCUCCAAAGUUCUGGGGGGAUCCCCUUUGAUCACUUUGGCCAAUUAUUAAGAGGGUAACUCGAUAACACCGACGUGACUUCAUUCCAAAGUUUAACGUCUAUUUGUUCAGGUUUACAAGCGUCACCUCGCCUCCCCCCACCGCGUUACAUGCAGACGGACGGACGGAACUCUGCACUGACCCCUUCAGCAUUAGUGCGCCUCAAGAAGACGUGUGUGGGUUGUCGCGUUCUGCGGGCAUCGUCACCCCUGUCCCCACGCCGAGUGUUUGCGAACGCAUUAUUGGCCACAGAGAUUAACCCUGCGACACUUUAGAGUCUUGACACUGCACGGCUUUAGGUGCAAUGACGUGUCGAUUUCAUGUCCAUUCUUACCCCCCCCCAACAAAGCCACGAGAGGCCGCGCGACAUCCACUGCGGUGUUAAAACAGUUGAUGAAUCGAGUUGCAAAAACGGAGUCGUUGGCAAAUUGGCAGCUCGUGGGGGAGUCUGGAUUCUGCCCAUGAAUCGCAUUCUGUACACGUUCCCCCAUCUUCGCAUUGACUGGAAAAUGGGGCCAAGAUAGGAAAUGGAGGAGUUUGCUUUGGCCCCAAAUACAUACCUGUCAACCCAUACGGUUUACCCUGUAUUCUUGUACAGGGAAAUUGAGUUUUCAGGUCCGUACGGCGUACAGCCGUUUCAAUACGGGGAAAAAGUAUUUUUUUUGGUCUAUUUGUGUUUCUCCCUUGUGAUGGGACUUUGUAGGAUGAACGUUGAGAUGUAUAAAGGGCACGGGGUGACCACUAAGGUCUGAAUUGGUCUGUAAUAAGGUAGGCAGCACUGAUGAGGUGUUGACAGGUAACAAUGCCGGAUUAAACUAGUGCGGGGCCUGUAGCAUAUGUUAUAAAGGGGCCCUAAAUAUAAGAAAGCACAAAUAUAAAAAACACUAAAAUUUUACUUGCCUAGUAAAGUAAUUCUAUCUUUUCAUUUGCUAUACAGCCAGAUAGUACGACAAAUCGCUAACCUUAAACACCCAGUCGUUCAUAAAAGUUGAAGGCGGUAUAGUACUAUAGUAAUAGAGCAAGUGCAGAAUCACUGAACAUGAAUUGAUGGCUUGAAAGCAUUUAGCGUGGGGCCCUUGAAAGUGCGGGGCCCAUAGCUACUACAUAUGUAGCUACUACACGUGUAGUAGUAGCUACUAUGCAUGUAGCUACUACUACACGAGUAGCUACUACGCAUGUAGCUACUUGUGUAGCUCCAUAUGUAGUUACUUGUGCUACACGUGUGUGUAGUAGCUACUACACAUAUGUAGCUACUUGUGCUACUGGGAUAAUCCGGCACCGACAGUUAAGCAGCAAAUUUGACGUCGCCUCCCGAAACGUCGCCUGCAUUUCCUGCUCCGAGUGGCGGCGCGUGGCACCGUGUUGACGAUUGGCGCGUUCACUUUGCGUAAACUAUUAACGUCUAAAAAUGUUGACUUUUUUUAAAUAAUGGAGCAUUACUUUAGAAGUUCAAAUUCAGCGAUGAAUGUUAUAAAAUUGAUUCGAUUCAAUUGAGUGCAUAAGCAAAUGAAAGUUCUUUCAAGUGUAAUCGUACAUUUUACACGUACGACUACGUGUACGCUGCACUUCUUUCGCACCGCACGUAGCCAGCCGUGCUAAUCCGAAGUGCGGUGUAAGGACAACAAACAAACUAAACGCAACAAAAAAAUCUAGACGAUUUAAAAGAGCAUGCCUCCAGCGGCUUCCUAAUAUCGGAAGGAAAGAGAACGUUCCAGACGGCCGCAGAAGACCAUCUAAAAAGUGCGCGAUACGCGUGGCAACACGGGAACCCGUACGAAAUGUUCCCUUAACGGCGAAAGUCAUCGCCACGCGUAAUCCAUCCCGGGAGCGACCUCCAUGCGUGUCGCGCACACAGCACGCGACACGCAUGGAAGGGGGUUUGGGGGGUGUCUCUUGCGUUUGCGUUGGGUUCAGUAAAACCCCCUCGGCAAAGUGCAGCCGGCUUCAACUGCCUGGAGCUUCUCAAUAAGAGACAACGAUUGCCCAUUGUGUUCAUCAAUCGCUCGCGUUCGCCGGUGUAUUGUCCUCGGCGAUGCUGCUCAAGCCCGUCUCGUCACCUCAUUCAUUCGGCGCAGGUGCUCGACGUCUCGCCCAGCGGCGCUCUCCGAUCGGACGCGUUCUCGUGAUACUUGUAACGUCCGCGUAAGAAGCCGUGGAAUCGAUGCCGAGUGUAUUAAUUCACUUCGUGACCGCCCUGCAGCCGUGCUUGAUGUAACAGUUGAUGCUUUUUUUGCAUUCCUGGUGAGCUGUACACUGGGUGCUUCGCUAAUUUAACUCUAUAUAUGAAUUGGUGUCGACGUUUGAAUUGCAUGCGUGGAAACACGCGCCUUGCGACGAUUUUGCCGGGCAGCUCGAAAGGCGCCUUGCGACGGAGUGAGCGGUCGUUUUAUCCCUUCGGGGAUGGGAGGUUCGGGGUAGAGGAGCAGCCUCGAGUUCACAUCGCACGCGACCCACGCGACUCGCACGGGAGCAUUCGCGUUAAAGGCGCAGCCCCAGCAACUGCUCGCUCACGCCACCUGCUGCGGAAGGCACCUCCACUGGAGCAUUAAAGAACGUGCAAGUGUUUGCGCGUAGGAUUACAAAUCCGCUCGCGAUCCGAGUGUGGCCUUUGUUUUCGUCUGGCUCGGGCGCACAGACGUUUGAGCGGUUCUGUGCGAGCCGCUCUCUCCCGCGUUGCUUGUGGACAAUUCGACGAGUUGAGGUGACGGAUCUCGCGUUUGUUCUGAGAGUGGAGACCAGCUGAGAUUCCUCACCGCAGCUCCUGAGGUUGUCCACAAUGGUGCGCGAGGUUGGCGCACGCGACGACGUCUUCUCCCCCCCCCCCCGCCCCUGUUGGUCGGCGAGGCAAAUGCAUCCAUCUCAAGGUGCGGGGAUCCCUUUGAUCAAUGUGGCCAGUGUUCUAGUAGGGUGGUAAUAAUCACAAUUUGGUUAUUUAUCGAGGAAAGCCGCACGACUUUUUUUUUCUUUCCACGAGGGUCCUGUAGUUGGGUUUUGAUUUUAAGAUGGUUUCAACCAUUUAAAUGAUGUCCUCAUAACAAGCGAGAGUAAACCCAAGCGCAUUCGGGGUGCUACCACCCGGAUGGAAACCGAUGGCGCUUUGUCCACUUGCUGUACUGCCCCCUCCUGGCGAUCCAGGGUAUAGGCCAACCUCGGACGCCACCCACGGCCAGGAUUUUCAUCGCCACCCGAGACCAGAGGUUGCAAACGGGUUUUGAUUCCUUACCCGUACCCGGCCGCACCAGGGUCGCAAACGGGUACCCGUACCCGACCGGGUACGGGUAGCCGUUCCCUACCCGUACCCUACCCGAAAUGAGUGACAAACGGCUACUCUAUUUUUCGAUUUAAAGCUUUCGUGACUGCAGGGAUUCAUCUUCUUGGUUCUUUCGGUAAAGUCACGUAGAAGGGAAGUAAUAAAAUAAUAAAAAUAAAACAUAAAAUACGGCUACUCACCAGUGACUUACCCGUACCCGGCCGCACCAGUGUCGCAAACGGGUACCCGUACCCGGCCGGGUACGGGUAGCCAGGUAUCGGGUAGGGUACGGGUAUCGGGUACCCAGUUGCGACCUCUGGUCCCACCACCACCACCAAACAACCCUCUCCGCCUCCACUACCGCCCGAACAGCGGCACCAUUUGAUAGUCGACUGUUGUUGUUCACGUUCAUCUUUACACCGUUUCCGUGACCGUUACAGACGGGACGGAGAUGAUGGCACGAACGCGUUUGACUUUGGUUGGGAAGGAGUUUUGAGCAGCAGUGUCAACCCCCCCACCCCCCCAUCCUCCCCCCGGGGUCAGUUUGUUGGCGAGACAUUCGGCGGGCGAAUUGAAAUGUGGCGCGGUGACGCAACCGGACUUGGUGGUUACCGAUAAAUGUUUGCCCCCCGCCCCCCUUCCUUUUGUAAAAUAGUACCUUUCGUUUCAUUGGUUAAAUGGUGAUGAUAUUAAAAAGCCUGUUGCGUGUGUUA